AUGCCUCCUCACGCGCCUUCCUUCGAGAAGAGCUGCUCCGGCGACCGGCAAAGACAGGAGGCAGGAGGGCAGCUGCUGCGAGGCCCGGGGCAGCGGUGGUCGUCGUUCCACGGGCGCGGGGCGGAGCAGCGGCACCAGCUGCCAAAGCAGAGGCCCAAGACGCAGCCGGACCUGCUCGCCGGCGUGAGGGGCAGGAGCUUCCGCGCCGCGGACGGCGGCGAGCCGCUGGCCGAGCUGGCGGUCCGGAGGACGCCGGGCAAGGUGCUGGUGAACGUGACCGUGCAGAGGAGCCUGUGGCCGCUGCACGUCAUGGCGUCGGCGGACUGGAGCGUGGCGGACCUUGUGGCCGCCGCCGUGGGGAUUUACGUGAAGGAGGGCAGGCGGCCCUUGCUGCCGGCGACCGACCCGUCGACCUUCGGCCUACACUACUCCCAGUUCAGCUUGGAAAGUAAGUCUGUUGCAUCUGAAGCCCACGGUACCAUCUGUUUUUCAUUCCAGAAUUGCACCGCACAACUAUCAAAGUGGAAAGUCAACACAAUUACACAAAAUACUAGUAUUAGCCAAGCUGGCGAUAUGCCGGCACGAACUCUAUUUGAGAAUAGCCGGCGAGAUGAAGCAGAUCAUUUGUUUCCUCACAAAACCCCUGAACAUAUUCAGCAAGCGAUGCAUGGGCCCACUGAGAGUGUCAAGUCGGUCGCAACAACCAUUAAUCUUUAG
Messenger RNA from Triticum turgidum subsp. durum (durum wheat), 717 nucleotides. The record is from the annotation of a GenBank genome assembly. NCBI's taxonomy places the organism in Eukaryota, Viridiplantae, Streptophyta, Magnoliopsida, Poales, Poaceae.